Molecule: messenger RNA, 992 nt
Organism: Myzus persicae (green peach aphid)
Lineage: Eukaryota; Metazoa; Arthropoda; Insecta; Hemiptera; Aphididae
Exons: 3
Coding region: 265-753 (162 amino acids)
Source: RefSeq, a predicted model, not a curated record
AAUAAUUAUUUCUUAUCUAAACCUAAUUAACGUGUCUUCCAUAACGAAUCUUAAACUUAUAUAAUAUGCUUCAGUUCACUGCACAAAACACAGAAAGCAACGUCCGAUUUUUCUACUUAUAAUUCUAAAUCGAUUUCUAGAUUUUUCGAAGAAUUGUACCUACAGAAAUCGCGUAUACAUGAUACAUAUAUAAAUAACACAUGUACUAUAACACAACAUAUUUUGCCAAUACAUAAGGACCGUCAGAGCCGCACAGCAUCAAACAUGACGUCGUUUUGUCUGAACUCUGUGAUCUUGAUGACCAUUACCACGGUUAUAGUGGCGCACGCCGCAUCCACCGGGAUGACCGCCUUCAAUAACAGAUCGGGCAGUGAUAUACAUAUGGCCCAAAGAGACUACAACGAAAACAAAGCUGAUAAAGCUGAAGGUUUUUUUUUUACUAUCACAAAUUUUUUCAGUCGCAGAAAACACGAUGACGAUAAACCGGAUUUCAUUACCACUUUCGACAUAAUCAGGCUUUUGGACGAGAAAUACGCUAUGAAACAAUUCUAUUGCGUCAUCAACAAGGAGCCUUGUGACGCCACCGGAUUGAGGCUCAAAGCUACUAUACCCGAAGAAAUAAACAAUGAUUGUGAGCGCUGUACAGCAACAGAGACCAGCAACAUCCGACGAAUUUUGAAUUACGUGAAAAAACACUAUCCAGAAUUUUGGGAUCGUGUCGAACCAAUUUAUAGAAAUAAUAUGACAGCUUAAACAACUAAUAUCGUUAAAAUAUAAUAAAAUAAUUAAUAACAACAUAAAUAACAACACGUUUUUCACAAAUAAUUAAUAUUUAUUUUAACAGAAACAUAUUAUAUCUAAUUUUUUUAAGCACAUAAUUAAAUUAUAUUAAAAUACCUUAAGUAGACAGAAAUACAUUAUUCGUUUUGUACUUUUUCAAAUACAACGGGAAGUGCACAGGAAAAAUGUAAGAAAUAAAGAAUGAAACGAAU